Leptopilina boulardi is the source of this 917-nucleotide messenger RNA. It is a transcript of the gene CPR17, whose product is annotated as endocuticle structural glycoprotein SgAbd-4-like. Gene Ontology annotation, cellular component: chitin-based extracellular matrix. NCBI's taxonomy places the organism in Eukaryota, Metazoa, Arthropoda, Insecta, Hymenoptera, Figitidae. The transcript has 2 exons. The record is from RefSeq and is a predicted model, not a curated record. Gene Ontology annotation, molecular function: structural constituent of chitin-based larval cuticle. Bases 235 to 711 code for a protein of 158 amino acids.
GGUCGGCCGUGCCCCCAUCUCCCGAAGAGUCGCUCACGAACUUCACAUCGGCAAUCAUCCAACAGUGAUCUCUAUGAACACUAAAUACAAACAAAUAUAACAACAUUCACACAUAUACAUACAAACAAACACAUAAAACUAAGACGUUUAUGUGAAUUGAGUGAACAUCACCUUUUCUGCACUGAUAUUGCAAAUUUCUUACAACAUCCAGUGUGACACCAACAACUUGACAACAUGCGUUUUCUGGUUAUCCUAGCGUUGGCGGGCCUAUCACAAGCUCAGGAUCUUUACUUCAGAGAGCCAGAGAAAAUUGUUAGUGAAACACGUGAUCUUGGCGAUACAAGGGGAAAUUAUGCCUUCACCUAUGAGACGGAGGGUGGUAUUUUACAAAAAGAACAGGGAAAACGAAAAUACGAAGGCACCAGCGAUGAGACACAAUUAAUACAAGGUUCAGUGCAAUAUAAUGCACCCGAUGGUACACCAAUUGCAAUAAGUUGGACUGCCGAUGAAUUUGGUGCUCAAGUAUCAGGUACACAUGUACCAACACCACCACCAAUUCCACCAGCAAUUCAACGUGCACUCGAUUGGUUGGCAAAACAACCAUCAACAACUGAACAACCUGAAAAUGAGUCUGAAUAUAAAGAGCCAAUUAAAAAGAAGCCAGUUUUAUUGAAACAACAAUUUCGACCACCACAAGCGAGAAGAAAUUAAAAUUUAAUUUUUAUUUUUUUUUUAUAUAUUUUUAGAAUUUAGGUGAAAAAAUAAUUCACUUUUUUUUUUUGGUAAAUAAAUAACUUUUCGGAGGGGAAAAGAAAAUUUUGUUAUAGAGAGGAUUAUGAAAAUUAGUGAUUAUUAUAUUUAGAUUUAAGAAAUGAAGUCAAAUUUGUUCAUUGAAAUAAAUUAAAAUUAUUUUUUAA